This is a messenger RNA of Phyllopteryx taeniolatus (common seadragon), 2412 nucleotides long. RefSeq names its product RasGEF domain family, member 1Ba (gene rasgef1ba). The record is from RefSeq and is a predicted model, not a curated record. The transcript is spliced from 14 exons. Gene Ontology annotation, cellular component: plasma membrane. The coding region runs from base 315 to 1721 and encodes 468 amino acids. Gene Ontology annotation, molecular function: guanyl-nucleotide exchange factor activity. Lineage: Eukaryota; Metazoa; Chordata; Actinopteri; Syngnathiformes; Syngnathidae. Gene Ontology annotation, biological process: Ras protein signal transduction; positive regulation of GTPase activity.
UCCGUGCGGCGCUCCAUAACCCAAAUCGAGCCAGAGAGACGCACGGGAGAUAUUACUCUUUCACGCCGGAGAUCAGGCGCCUUCACGCGGCUUCCACGCCGCGGCCAACCGGCUGACUUGUCUGGAUCUUUUUCUUAUUAUUUGUCUGUUUUUUGUUUGUUUGUUUUUCUGGUUGCAUUGUCGGCCUCGCUGGUGCUUUGACUCGGACGGGAGGUGGACAAAAGUAUAGGGACACUGUGAGGGAUUUUUUUUUUUUUUUUUUUUUUAAAGGGGGAAAGGAAGCACGCGCACCUGGGACCGAGGACAACAAAAACAUGCCUCAGACGCCACGCAGCACUGGAGGCUACAACAAAAACCUCUACCAGGCCAAGGAGGAGGUCUACUCUGGACUCUACUACCAUGACAACAACCUGGUGUCCGGAUCCUUGGAGGCCCUCAUAAGACACCUGCUCCCCACCGUCGACUAUUAUCCCGAUAGGACGUACAUCUUCACAUUCCUGCUGAGCUCUCGCCUCUUUAUCCACCCGUACGAGCUCAUGUCCAAAGUGUGCCACCUUUGCAUGGAGCAGCAACGACUUGGGGAUCCCCAAGCCGAUAAGAUACGACUCAGGAAGAUAGCUCCAAAGAUCCUCCAGCUGUUGACUGAGUGGACAGAAACCUUCCCGUACGACUUCCGGGACGAGCGGAUGAUGCGCAGUCUGAAGGAGCUCACGCACCGGCUCUCCACUGGAGACGAGAUGUACAGGAAGGCGGUGAGCCAGCUGAGCCAGGGUUUGAUCCGGAGGCUGACUGUUCUCAGCCAAUACGAGGAGGCUCUGGUCAAGAUCAAUGCCACAGUGACCGAGCGUCUUACCGUCCUCAAGGCCAAACCCCAGCCCGCCCUCCAGAGGGACAUAAUGUCCAUCUGCAACGACCCUUUCACCGUGGCCCAGCAGCUGACCCACAUAGAACUGGAGAGACUCAGCUACAUUGGCCCCGAGGAGUUUGUCCAAGCAUUCAUCCAGAAAGAUCCGGUGGACAACAACAAGAGUCGCUUCAGUGACCACAAGAAGGCCGCUAACCUGGAGGCCUAUGUGGACUGGUUUAACAGGCUCAGCUACCUAGUGGCUACGGAAAUCUGCAUGCCCGUGAAGAAGAAGCAGCGUGCACGGGUGAUGGAGUUCUUCAUCGACGUGGCACGUGAAUGCUUCAACAUUGGCAACUUCAACUCCCUCAUGGCCAUCAUCUCCGGGAUGAACAUGAGUCCCGUGUCCCGCCUCAAGAAGACGUGGAGCAAAGUUAAGACGGCAAAGUUUGACAUCCUAGAGCACCAGAUGGAUCCCUCCGGAAACUUCUACAACUACAGGACGGCACUCCGUGGCGCCACCCAGAGGUCCAUCACAGCCAACAGCAGCAGGGAGAAGAUCGUCAUCCCGUUCUUCAGCCUGCUCAUCAAAGACAUCUAUUUUCUGAACGAAGGCUGCGCCAACCGGCUGCACAACGGACACGUCAACUUUCAGAAAUUGUGGGAAUUGGCCAAGCAAGUGAGCGAGUUCAUGAGCUGGAAGAAGGUCGAGUGUCCCUUUGACAAGGACCGCAAGAUUCUGCACUAUCUGCUGACUGCGCCCGUCUGCACCGAAGAUGCGUUAUAUCUGGCAUCGUACGAGAGCGAAGGUCCCGAGAACAACAUGGAGAAAGACAGAUGGAAGUCGCUCAGAUCCACGCUGCUAAAUCGAGCGUAAACGUUCAACAUGAAGAAGACCCCAGACGUCCCAAAAGAGACUUAAAAAAAUAAAAAUGAAAAAAAUGUAAAAAAUAAUUAUCCUCCGUGUCUGCGAGGAAACCACAAAAGUUAUGUUUUGCAUUAGCGCACAUUGCUACGACGCAAUUGCCGGCUUUUUCCACCUCUUUGUAAGACUUUUCUAGUCUCCUUUUCUACGAUGCUUUCUUUGAAUAGGUGGAGCUAUGCGCUAGCUGCUGGUUGGCUAAAACGUGCCACGUCACUAAGCUAAAGCUAGCUGUUAUUUUUUUGUCGUUUUUUCCGACAAAUUAAAUGCGCGGGCUGCAUUUCAAAGACGCCUCGGAUGCUAAUUUAGCAUGUUAGCGUCACAACACAGUGGAUAAGCUACAUGCUUUAGCAUAUUUUAUGCUAAUUGUUAUUGUCAUGUUUUCCCCUGCUCGUUGAGUUGUUGAAAAAACGUUCUUUACGUAAUGAAAGUUUUGUGUCUUUAUGUGGAGUCCCCACGUCGAUAUUUACCUUAUUUAAUUAUGAUGUCAAUGAGAUUAUGAUUUCACGUUAAAAUUCCUGUGAAUCUUUUGUUUGAUGUUUUUGUGUACAUGAUGCCUAAUUUUUCCAUUUAUUAUCCUCUCGAAUGUAAAAAUGAUUUUGUUGUCACUAAGAGCAAGUUAAUAAAAAAAAAAAAUGCAAAAUGA